Messenger RNA from Salvia hispanica, 1960 nucleotides. RefSeq lists its product as uncharacterized. NCBI's taxonomy places the organism in Eukaryota, Viridiplantae, Streptophyta, Magnoliopsida, Lamiales, Lamiaceae. Gene Ontology annotation, cellular component: membrane. The record is from RefSeq and is a predicted model, not a curated record.
UCAGGGCCUCACUAGUCUAGCAACUGCUAAAUAAGAAAAUCAAUGAAAUGUCCCUUUCAUUUGUUUGCCAUGUGCGAUAAUAAGUAACUACACGGAUGAUAUGAUCUGCACUGGCUUUAUCUCCAGUUCUUGCAGUGAGAUUGGUUAGCUGCUGCGGUGAAGAUGGGGAAGUGGGCUUCUUUGUGUUUUGCUGUUUCUCUCAUUGUUGUCUUCAACUCAAGUUUUGUGCUUUGCCACCCCAGUGAUCCUCUCAACUCCAUUUUAGGUCAAGAAAAUAUGGGAUCUUGGAAGGAUCGAACGUUGAGUUCUAACGGAGAAGCUCCGGGGCCUGCCAAUGAUGUGAGCACACUUGUAUUGGCGGCGAACAGGACGAAGAGGCCUGACAUUCUCUCCAAGUUCCAUAAAUACAGAGGUGGAUGGGAUAUUGCCAACAAACAUUACUGGACUUCCGUUGGAUUCACAGGUGCAGCAGCUUUUAGUCUUGCUAUUUUAUGGUUUAUUUCUUUCGGUGUGGCUCUUCUGGUGCACUACUCGUGCGGAUGGAAGAUAAACAUCUUUGGAAAUGAAGCAAGCUGGUCUCUCAGGCUAUGCCUUUUACUUCUCAUUCUCUUCACCUCUGCUGCAGCCAUCGGGUGCAUUCUGCUCUCCGUGGGACAAGUCGACUUUCAUGGGGAAGCAAUGCAUACUCUGGAUUACGUUGUGAAUCAAUCAGAUUACACCGUGGAGACACUUAGAAAUGUCACAGGAUACUUAUCGCUUGCAAAAACCAUCAGUGUGGCCCAGAUUUUCCUUCCAUCAGAUGUCAAGAAUGACAUUGAUCAGUUAAAUGUAGACUUAAGCUCUGCAGCAGAUACAUUGGAGCAGAAGACUAAAGAGAACUCAAGCAAAAUCCGGAAAGUCCUCAGCAAAGUGAAGUCUGCACUGAUCAUCAUCACUGCUGUGAUGCUCGUUGUAUCAAUCUUAGGUCUAGCAUUGUCUAUCUUCGGCCAUCAGCACGUGAUGCAUGUAUUCAUUAUCAGUGGAUGGCUACUUGUUGCUGUCACUUUCAUCCUUUUGGGGGUUUUCAUUAUUCUCGACAGCGCGAUUGCUGACACGUGUUUGGCGAUGGGAGAGUGGGUCGAGAAUCCUCAUGCAGAAACGGCCCUCAGCAACAUCUUGCCUUGUGUCGACCAGAGAACUACAAAUCAAACCCUUUACAAGAGCAAACAGGUUAUCAAUGAUAUUUCAAAUUUGGUCAAUGGUUUCGUGGGCUCGGUUGCCAAUUCGAACCCUCCUCCCCAGGCCGGUUCAAGUUACUACAACCAAUCCGGCCCGGUCAUACCUCCUCUCUGCUACCCCUACGAUGCCCAGCUGCAGGAACGGAUAUGUUCAGCCGGGGAACUCUCCGUGGAAAAUGCUUCCACAGUGUGGCAAAACUAUACGUGUACCGUAUCCUCGUUUGGCCUCUGCUCUAGCGUUGGGAGGCUGACUCCGGCCAUGCACGCGGAGCUGGUGACUGCAGUGAACGUGAGCUACGCCCUCGAGCACUACGCUCCGCUGCUGCUGAAUCUCCAAAACUGCAACUUCGUGAGGGAUGCCUUCCGCAACAUCACCUCAAUCUACUGCCCCCCUCUUGAGCACUAUCUCCGUGUGGUGAAUACCGGGCUAGGGCUGAUCUCGGUUGGGGUGAUGCUCAGCCUCGCCCUGUGGAUACUCUAUGUUAACCGCCCCCAAAGGGAGGAGGUGUUGGCAAAGAUCUCUUCACAGAUACGCCGCGGCUGCAUAAGCCGGGACGGUGCAAAUUCUGCAGCCACGACGCCUCGGCGUGGAGUUUAGGUUACUUAGACACUAGUCAUGUGUUAGGCCGAAUUUGGAAUGGGGCGAAGCGCCAUUUUAAGUUACGUCCGAUUGAUGUUGUACCAAUAUUAAUUUUUUUUCAUUUACUCAAAUCAAUAUAGUACCUCUUAAAUAUUCACUCAAA